Molecule: messenger RNA, 1410 nt
Organism: Athene cunicularia (burrowing owl)
Lineage: Eukaryota; Metazoa; Chordata; Aves; Strigiformes; Strigidae
Gene: RRAD
Product: RRAD, Ras related glycolysis inhibitor and calcium channel regulator
Exons: 4
Coding region: 330-782 (150 amino acids)
Cellular component (GO): plasma membrane
Molecular function (GO): GTP binding; calcium channel regulator activity; GTPase activity
Source: RefSeq, a predicted model, not a curated record
CGCAGGGCGACCUGUCCGGCCUGGUGCGCUGCACUUCGUACAGCCCCGGCGAGGCGCACCGGGAGAGCUGGGCCUCCGACUCCUCCGACUCCGUCAUCUCCUCGGGCAGCGACUCCGACAGCAGCCUCUACAAGGUGAUCCUGCUGGGCGAGCACGGCGUCGGCAAGACCAGCCUGGCCCGCAUCUUCGGCGGCGUGGAGGACUGCGCGGACGCGGAAGAAGCCGGAAAUACAUACGACAGGUCAAUUAUAGUUGACGGAGAAGAAGCAUCUCUUGUGGUGUUUGAUAUAUGGGAGCAGGAUGACAGCCAAUGGCUUCAGAACCACUGUAUGAAAAUGGGAGAUGCGUAUAUUAUUGUAUACUCAGUGACAGACAAAGUUAGUUUUGAAAAGGCCUCUGAGCUAAGAAUCCAGCUAAGAAGAGCAAGGCAAACAGAAGACAUUCCUAUUAUUCUUGUGGGCAAUAAAACCGACCUGGUCAGGUCCCGGGAAGUCUCAGUUGAUGAGGGACGGGCCUGUGCCGUUGUGUUUGACUGCAAAUUCAUCGAGACCUCAGCUGCUCUUCACCAUAACGUCAAGGACCUGUUUGAAGGUAUUGUUCGGCAAAUUAGACUUCGUAAAGACAGUAAAGAAGACAAUGCUAGGAGAAUGGCCAACACAAAAAGAAGAGAAAGCAUAGGCAAAAAGGCAAAGCGAUUCCUUGGGAGAAUUGUGGCAAAGAACAAUAAGAAGAUGGCUUUCAAAGCAAAAUCAAAGUCGUGCCAUGACUUAUCUGUGCUUUAGAAGCUUUCAGCAAGGCCAGAUGUUGCACGUGGGUGGUGAACAAGCAUUUGACUGUUAUAGAAGUGUAUAGAUGAUCCUCAUGGUGAUAACAAGAAUGACUUAUUAAUUGGGACUCUCGUUAAUGCCUUAAGGUGCGCAAGCAAGUCCGGAAGUUAAACUACAAUGUCUGCUUCAUUGAUAAAUGGUUUAAGUUUCAAUGUGUGCAAGUAAAUGAACUAACUUUACAUAAGGGGCUUGACAUGCCCACAUUUUCACUGUGUACAUAUGUUAUAUAUCCUCUUGUCCUGUGGAUACUAGAGAUGCAAAGAUAAGAAAGGAUGAUGAUAAGUAUCACCAUAGACAUGUCUCAUUUGCAGAGCAAAACUUAACUUGUACGCAGGCUCGUACACUCUUUUUAGUAUAAAGCAAACAAUGAUAAAUCUUUUUAAACUUAAAUGUGGGAGGGGGGAGUAGAACCACACUAGCGUGGGAGAAAACAAAUUAUAUAUAUAUAUAUAUAUAUAUAUAGUUAAAUACAGAACAGAUAUCAUUUUAUGAAGUUAAUUUGCACUUCCAUUAACCGUUAUUCAAUUAAUUUGUUACUUGUUUACAUGCAGAUUUUAUAAUAAAGUAUUAUUUCCUGUUAUAA